This is a messenger RNA of Adineta ricciae, 582 nucleotides long. The record is from the annotation of a GenBank genome assembly. NCBI's taxonomy places the organism in Eukaryota, Metazoa, Rotifera, Eurotatoria, Adinetida, Adinetidae.
AUGAAUCCAACGUUAAUUGAGGGAACUAGUGAAACAGCUCCAUUACGAGCUGGAGCACGUACAACAUAUUACUUACCAGUUGAAACAGCUAGUAAAACAUUUGGCACAACUUAUUUUCUUAUCUCAACUCUACUCGCAUCGAUUAUCCCAAUAAUUGAACUUGCUAUUGGCUUAAGCUAUAAAGGACAAUGUCCUAUCGAUCAACGCAUUCCAACAUACAUGAUCGUAGCUGGCAUCUGUGGUCUUGCACUUGUUGGUCUUUCUGUUCUCCUAGCCUUAACGUUCAUGUGCUUCAUAUCGGAUUCAACCGCAUUGACCAUAUUCGCUAGCUGUGGCAUAUGUCUAAAUAUCUUUGUAACAGUGCUCAUAUCAGUAUUUGUUUUCAUCUGGUUUAUCCUGGGAUGCGUCUGGGUAUUCAGUGUUCAUAGCACAGUCCAAUUUAAUGAUAUAAACAAGCCAAAUUAUUGUCAACCGGUUUUGUACAAAUGGACAUUCGCUUUAUUAAUCAUAACUAUCGUUUGGGCAUUUCUUCAAUGCUGUUUAUCAUGCUUUCGACAAUGCUGUACUGGACGAAGCACUUAA